Molecule: messenger RNA, 2406 nt
Organism: Astyanax mexicanus (Mexican tetra)
Lineage: Eukaryota; Metazoa; Chordata; Actinopteri; Characiformes; Acestrorhamphidae
Gene: strap
Product: serine/threonine kinase receptor associated protein
Exons: 10
Coding region: 252-1241 (329 amino acids)
Biological process (GO): spliceosomal snRNP assembly
Cellular component (GO): SMN complex
Molecular function (GO): RNA binding; protein binding
Source: RefSeq, a predicted model, not a curated record
CUGCGGCCUCCGGCGCUUUGGGCUCUGGCUGUAGCUGUAGCUGCUGCUGGUGGCACAGCACUUUCAGUGGGUGCGCACCUUCUCGCUGUCGCUCUUUAAAGAGUUAAAGUUCCAUCCACAGCGCUGUUCUCCUCGAAACAAACCCUCUAUAUUUAUAUAUUUACCGGGCUAGAGGUCUUGUGUGUGUGUGUGUGUGUGUGUGCGUGUCCGUUCAUUUGCUGUGCCUGUACGAGGUUUAUCUGUGUUAAAGAAUGGCUAUGAGGCAGACUCCGCUCACCUGCUCAGGCCACACCAGACCUGUUGUGGAUCUGGCCUUCAGUGGAAUCACUCCUUAUGGUUAUUUCCUAAUAAGUGCUUGUAAAGAUGGCAAACCGAUGUUGCGCCAGGGGGACACAGGGGACUGGAUUGGGACGUUCUUGGGUCACAAAGGUGCUGUUUGGGGGGCCACCUUAAAUAAAGAAGCCACUAAGGCGGCUACUGCUGCUGCCGAUUUCUCAGCAAAGGUGUGGGAUGCAGUCACUGGAGACGAGGUCCUCACCCUGGCACACAAGCACAUUGUUAAAUCUGUUAACUUCACGCAGGACAGCAACUGCCUUUUGACUGGAGGUAACGAUAAAUUGUUGCGCAUCUAUGACCUCAGCAAGCCUGAAGCAGAGCCUCAAGAGAUUUCUGGCCACACCUCAGCCGUUAAGAAAGCUCUCUGGUGUAACAAUGACCAGCAGAUACUCUCUGCUGCAGACGACAGAACUAUACGCUUGUGGGACAGAAACACAGGAGAGGCAGUGAAAACUCUCUCGUUUGAAGCAUCCGUCAGUAGCAUGGAAUACAUUCCUGAUGGGGAAAUUCUCGUCAUCACACAUGGAAGGACCAUUGCUUUCUACAAAGCUCACACCUUAGACCCGAUUAAGACUGUGGAUGCUCCGGCCUCCAUUCACUCUGCAUCACUACAUCCUGACAAAGACUUCUUCGUGGCUGGAGGAGACGACUUCAAGCUCUACAAAUAUGACUACACCACAAAGGAGGAAAUGGAGUCCUAUAAAGGUCACUUUGGGCCUGUGCACUGUGUUCGCUUCAGUCCGGAUGGAGAGCUGUACGCCAGCGGCUCUGAGGACGGGACUCUGCGUCUGUGGCAGACGGCUGUGGGGAAAACGUACGGCCUGUGGAAGUGUGUCCUUCCUGAGGAGCUGUCUUCAGAGAACUCAGACGCGCUGUACUGUCCUCCGGCUGAGAUCAAGGCUUAAGGUGUGGGACGGGAAGCAGUUAAUAAGAAGUUCGAGAAGGGCUGGGGCGCUGAGCCCACACCCCUGCAGAGUGCUGUGCCACCCCCCCAACUCCAUCUGCUGAAACGGCCCGGGGAGCUGAGCUUCACACGGGGAGUGUGGAGAGACCACCAACACAUUCGAGCACCAGGAGGAAAGUAGUAGAGAUGGGAGAUCUUCAUCUUCAUCUGCCUGCUCUCUCUCUGAUGCUGUUUCUGAUUCGUUUCAGCUCCUUCAUCGCGGUCCGUUAUCACAGCACUGUGAUCACUUUGGUUACCUUUUUUUUGUUUGUUUUGUUUUGUUUAGUUUUUCUUGUCAUUUUUUUUCUUUUCCAGUCUUUUUUUUGUGCUUUUAAACUAAAUUUGUUUCAUUAAAGGGAAAACACAGUGCACAUGUUCGGUUUGAUCAUCUCUCGGUGGAAGUGAUCCUGAGAAAAAAUAUAAGGAAAAAAAUUAAGUAUUGUCAAAUGCUAUUGGGAUAUUAGUCACCGUAAUACCUUGUGGUGUAAAAACACGUGGACCCUGAAAAAGUACCUUAAAAAAAAAAGCUUAAAAGCGACUUGAGUUCUAAAGUUGUUCGUCUUUUGUUGCAACCUGGCAACCUGUAUCAUUUAGUCCAUAAUAAACCAUUGGUGGUGAUGAGCCAUUUGUUCAAUCAGCACGCCUUUUACCUGCACAGGUUUUUUUUUAAUACAUUCUCUACAAAAAGCUUUAUUUAUUACCAGAAGUAACCAGCAGUAGAGUAGUGGACUCUUCAAGUGCUUCAUGUGCUUAAAGUGGAUUCUGUGCAGCGUUUUAGGUGUAUUACGGCAUUUUGUAUGUGUCCAAGACAUUUUUUUGUAUUCAAAAGUAUUCAUGCAGAUUGAUUGCUGACAGAAAAGCAAAGGAAAGGAUUUAAAUCAUUAAACAGCAUUGUUACAAAUGAAAUAUCUGGCCAUAAAUUCCAAUAAAUGAUGUACAGCUUUGUGAAUAAUAUACAUGUACGCUUUACCCCUUUAUUUUUUAUUUUUUUUGUGCCAUUACAUCAUUAUUUUGAGCUAGUGAGCUACUGUUUUUAACUUCAGAGCUGCCAAUAUUGUUUAAGAAAUGCCUGUGAGCUUGCAGUUCAUGACCUCCCACAAUAAAACAGUUAAAUAAAUAAAGAGAGA